Pristis pectinata (smalltooth sawfish) is the source of this 786-nucleotide messenger RNA. RefSeq names its product histone H1-like. Lineage: Eukaryota; Metazoa; Chordata; Chondrichthyes; Rhinopristiformes; Pristidae. Bases 1 to 546 code for a protein of 181 amino acids. The transcript has a single exon. The record is from RefSeq and is a predicted model, not a curated record.
AUGUCUGAGGGUCUCGAUGCGGCCAAGGUGGACUGGCCACCCGCUGCUGUUGUUGAUUCCGCCACCGUUUUCGGACCUCCGCUGCCUUCGGCCACCUGCAUGACCUUGCCACCCGUGACCAAGAAGAAGAGCUCCUACCGCCCGGCUCAGACCGGCUCGGUGGUGGCCGAGCAGAUCCUGGAGGCGGUGGCCGCCACCAAGGAGCGGCAGGCUCCUAAGCUGGGCGCCAUCAAGAAGGUCAUCUCGGCGGCCGGCUACGACGCGGAGGAAACGGUUGCUCGGCCCGGGCAGUCGGUGAAGUCGUUCACCAACAAAGGCUCGCUGGCUCAGGGUGGUGCAGACGGAAGCCUGGCAACCCCGCCCCAGCAGGAGGUUGAGGGGGCAGCUAGUGAGAAGCCGCGGGUUAGGAAAACGGCGGCCGGAAAGACGCAUAGAAAAGUCAAGGGGCGUAAAAUAGCUAAAAAGUCGGCGUUGAAACUGAAAAAAGCACGAAAACUCCCCACAACAUCCAGGACUGUGAAGGUCGGGGCUCGGAGGAGGAGAUAGACGUGCAGCAAACGGAAAAAAUGUAUCGACACCAACGGUUCUUGUCAGGGCCUCAAUUUUUUCCGUCGAAGAGUUCCUUGUUGAUUCUCACUGAAAUUUGAUCACAUUUUACUUGACGAACUUUGUAACCGCGUCAUUGAUAAGGGUUGGAAUUUAAUUCCGCGUUAUCUCAGCAAUAUAUUAGUGAUAGUAAUUUACUUUUUAAAAAAAAAUGAUUACUGUAAUAAACCUAAAAUGAUG